Electrophorus electricus (electric eel) is the source of this 942-nucleotide messenger RNA. Its product is annotated as olfactory receptor 4B13-like. NCBI's taxonomy places the organism in Eukaryota, Metazoa, Chordata, Actinopteri, Gymnotiformes, Gymnotidae. Gene Ontology annotation, biological process: detection of chemical stimulus involved in sensory perception of smell; G protein-coupled receptor signaling pathway. Gene Ontology annotation, molecular function: odorant binding; olfactory receptor activity; G protein-coupled receptor activity. Gene Ontology annotation, cellular component: membrane. The record is from RefSeq and is a predicted model, not a curated record.
AUGGUGGAAAAUUCCUCUGCAGAGUUCGUGUUUGUGCUUCAUGGACUUAAUGACACAAGAACAAACAAACACAUUUACUUUGGAUUUGGUCUUUUUGUCUACAUUGUGACUCUGCUUGUAAAUUUAGCACUGGUUAUCACAGUUAUUCUAGACAAGGCACUUCAUGAACCUAUGUAUUUCUUCAUAUGCAGUUUGUUUAUAAAUGGAAUAUGUGGUUCUUCUGCUUUCUAUCCAAAGAUCCUUGCUGAUCUUUUAUCAGAUUCCCACACUAUAUCAUAUACAGCAUGCCUGAUACAAAUAUAUUUCAUUUUCUUUUAUGCUUUGUGUGAAUUCACAUGCUUAACAGUCAUGGCAUAUGACAGAUAUGUAGCUAUUUGCAAGCCUUUAGAAUAUCUCUCUAUUAUGACACACCAGAAGAUCCUAAAACUGCUGACAUUUAGUUGGCUUUACUCCUUUCUGCAAACAUCCAUUGGGGCUGUGCUGACAGCAAGACUUGCUUUAUGUGGCAAUGACAUUGACAAGCUGUACUGCUCUAAUUGGGAGGUUGUUAAGUUAUCUUGCACUGAUGUAACUGUGAACAAUGUGUAUGGAUACUUCCUAUUGUUUUCUCAUGUUUCCCAAGCCAUGCUCAUUACUGUGUCAUAUAUUCACAUCAUCAGAGCUUGCUUGCAGUCCAAGACAGGGAGAGUUAAAUUCAUGCAUACAUGCCUUCCCCAUGUAAUAACACUCAUAAAUUUCAGUGUUUCCUUAAUCUUUGAUGUCAUGUAUGCUCGCUAUGGCAAAAGCCAGGGGUUGCAAGCUCUGCACAAUAUCUUGGGUAUAGAGUAUCUUGUUGUGCCUCCUCUCCUAAACCCUAUAAUAUAUGGAAUGAAACUAACUCAGAUACAGCGUCAGUUUGUGAAAAUGUACAGCCAUAGACUUAAAGCAGUGAGACACAGUUGA